Messenger RNA from Pocillopora meandrina, 2865 nucleotides. The record is from the annotation of a GenBank genome assembly. NCBI's taxonomy places the organism in Eukaryota, Metazoa, Cnidaria, Anthozoa, Scleractinia, Pocilloporidae.
GUGCUUUCUUUACUUGAAGCACUUUCUUCACGAAAGGUGCCUCACUCACUUGAGGUGCUUUACCUACUUGAGAUGCUUUACUCACUUGAGAUGCUUCACUUACUUGAGGUGCUUUACUUGAGGUGCUUUACUAACUUGAGGUGCUUCACUUUGCUUGAGGUGCUUUACUUAUUUGAGGUGCUUUACUUAAUUGAGAUGAUUUACUUACUUGAAAGGUGAAUUUCUCACUUAAGGCUUGUUAGAUUGUAAGAGGGUUGAAAUUUCACAAUAUAUGCUUUCAUACAGGGUGAUGAAUCAUUUUCCAUUUUAUAAGGUAGUUUCCAUUUUAUAAGUUAGUUUCAGGAUAUAUAUUACUUAUAGUAAGUUCUUAGAGUGUCUCAUUUAACCCUAAGGAGGACUUUUACUGACUGUAGGCCCUUAGAAAACCUUGAAAGACCACACUGCUGUGCUGUGUAGUCUUUCGAGUGAGUCUGGGUCAUCUUGCAGAUUUGUACCUCCUCAUACAGAUAUGGCAUAUGCAACUGCAGGAAUUAUUAGUUUGAAGUACAAGUUUAAAAGAUCUUGCUUGGGUAAAACUCUGCUCUUCUUUAUAAGACUUAGUUUAUUGGCAAAGUUCUUCUUUAGUCCCUUAAUUUGAAUGGACCAGCCUGCUUGUCAUCAAUAUCCACACCUAGGAGUUGAAUGUGUGUUACCCAUUCUAAGUUAUUUCUGGCAGAGUACAUGGGUGGGAAGGGGCAGUGAACAAUCCUCUGUAACUUAGCAUGCAUUCUAAUUUCUUUGGGUGUGAUAUUAGCUUGUUACUCACACAGCAGGCAUACAACUCUAUUAGGGGUUGAUUUAAUGCAGCUGACAUGUUGUCUAUGAUCUUCCUGAUACAAUACAAGGUAGUGUCAUCUGCAUACAUGUAGACAGACCCAGAUUGGACACAAUCAGCUCAACAAGAUUGCUGGUGUAUAGGGUCAAUAGCAUGGGCCCCUGAGGACACUCCCUUGGGAGGUGCCUGAAGACACUGAGUAGAGGCUUAAUCUUUGCCCAUUUAAAACCAUGUACUGUUGUUUCAAUGUAAGGUAACUCGUCAAUCUGUUUGACGGGGGGCUGUGUAUACCAGAUUGAUGUUGAAGCCUGUUAGGCAGGAUGUCGUGAUUUACACAAUCAAAAGCUUUCUUGAAGUGUCUUUUCAAGUUUCUUACUUGUCAUGAACAAGGAGGAGUUCAGUGAGGUAGCCCUUGUGAUAUGCUCAUUGAUUUUCUCUAACAAGGCAAUUAAAGCUCAGCACAUGAUCAACAAUCAAAUCUUGCUUGGUAAGCUGAGGAUAAAGAGAGGGCAAUAGUUUCCUCUGUCCAUUUUGUCAUCUUUUUUGUGUACUGUCAGUGGUUCUCCUGUUUUCUUUUCCAGGGGGAAGGUGUCUACUUUGAAACUUGAAGUAAACAGAGAUGUAUAUUGUCAAUGUGGAUACAAUAGUUUCUCCUAGCACCUCAAUUGACCUUUAGGGAUUUCAUCUGGGGCACUUGCUUUGUUUGUUUUCAAGUUGGUGUGCAUGUUGAGUUCUCCACUGCACCAGUUUUGAUUUGUAGUGCCAUUAACUGUUCUGUUAGAUUUGUGCCAAUGGAAGAAAAGAAGCCAUUCAUCACAUCAGCCUUUUCCAUUUUGCAAAUGGUAAGGCUUCAGUUAUCAUGUUCAAGACCUGGAUUGUUUUAUAGCAUUUUGACAAAUUUGUUGUGUUUUUCGUGAGUCACUGGUAGGUGCUUAAAGUUUUGACUUUGUCAACUUUACUUCUGAGGUACUCCACUUUUGCUCUCCUUACAUUAACUGUGGUCCUAUUUAGGAUGGAUUUACAUUCUCACCAUAGUUGAGGGUGCUUAAUGAUGCCUGAGUUCAGCUAAGGAUGGCUUGGGAUUGUUAAGUACAGCUAAGGAUGGCGGAUUGUACUUCAAAUUUAUAAAUUCAAAGAAAUAUGAAAUUAUACUCAGCAGAAAUGUUGUUGUUGAAUAGUACUAACAAAUAAUUGAACUUAAACUUUUAAAAGUAUACAUAAAGUACAGUCAAGUUUUGUUCUUUCCUGUUAUUCCUGGGUACAUUGGCAAUAUUGGCAACCUGUCAGUGGCCUGCUUGUUAUCUGGGAAGAGAACCUAUGUCUAUAUUUGAGCAAACCAUUUAUUUGAUCAUUUGGAGAAAAUUUUAUCUAGGUCACUCAGAAUAAUUACACUUAGUGGUUUAGAAAACCCCCUGCUCUGAUUCGAAAAAUGUUUGCAUGCUUUUGACAUUUAUUCAAUCACAACUGCUGAUGGUUUACUGGUUCUAGGUAGUUAGGUAAUGGGUCUAACUGCCUGACAGCUUCUGCCUCAUCACAUGAAGAAACGGUUUUGACAAUUUGACAGCCUCUACCUCAAUCGCAUCCUGAAAUAUGGAAAAAAGAAAAAGCUAUCUUUCUGGCCCUGGUUGUUAGAAUCACUCCUGUUCACCUGAUAGUCAAAUGUCAGAGGAGAAUUGGCGGACUCGCCGUGACCUUCUUUAAGUGUGAAGCCUAUUUAAUUGGAGCAUGAGUUAAGCGAGAAAGAAGAAUCUAAACCACUGCCCACCGUGAAGUGCACAAUAUUGAAUCCGAAAGCGCCCGAAUGGCCUCAACCCCCAGGUAUUAGUUCUUUUUAUGGGGUGUAGCCAAUUAUUUCUGAUGUAAUUCCCAACGCGAGUGGAAGUAACUUCAUCGACAAGGUUAAAUUGCAAGAACAGCAGAGCGCACUGCAGCUGCAACAGACCAGGAUUAUCGAAAUGCUAGCUGCUAACCAAAGCAAGAGCAGACUUCCUCAGCCUCGUGUUUCCACGUUCGACGGGGUGCUGUGGAGUAUCGCACAUUUUUUCCGGGCC